AUGCAGUUGGAACUUACAAAUUGGAAUCUUUUUGGUCAUCUGUAAAUACAAGCACAGAUGAUAAUUUUGAAAGUUCAGACAAUUAUUCUGAAACUGAUACGGAAACUGAAAAUUAUCCAAACCUAAGUAGCUUUAUUGAACUACUAAAGAUCGAAGUUAAGACUAAAAAUUAUAAUAAGAUUGAAAGUGCCUGCCUUCAUGCAAUAUUGUUUUACCUUCGUCUUGUGAAAUGUGGCAAAGGAAGGAUAGAAGCUAGUGUUAUCGUAGCGAAAGCUGCCGGAAAAAAUACUUACUGUGCCCGUUCAAUACGUGCAUGGGCAUCAAAUUAUAUUCAAAAUGGUGUUUACCCAAUUUCAAGACAAGGAAAAUAUCCAAAGACUUGA
Messenger RNA from Racocetra fulgida, 383 nucleotides. Lineage: Eukaryota; Fungi; Glomeromycota; Glomeromycetes; Diversisporales; Gigasporaceae. The record is from the annotation of a GenBank genome assembly.